AUGGCAGAAGUCGAAGCGCGAGUCGACGCAACCCUUGCGGCCGGGGACGACGCGCAAGAACCAACUCAAGACCUAGCUCUCGCUAUAGUAAACAACGAAGUCGCUCCACCAGCAGAGAAGAAAGUGAAGAAGAUCAUCCGGCGAAAGAAGCGCCCGGCACGGCCGCAGAUCGAUCCAUCCGAGAUCAAGUCAGAGCCGCCACCGCAGACAGGCACGGUGUUCAAUAUCUGGUACAACAAAUGGUCGGGGGGCGAUCGCGAAGACAAGUACCUGUCGCAGACACAUGCAAAGGGACGGUGUAAUAUUGCGCAGGACACGGGAUACACGCGUGCUGAUGCGCGGCCGGGGUCGUACUUCUGCUUGUUUUUUGCAAGGGGGAUAUGUCCCAAGGGCCAAGACUGCGACUACCUCCACCGGUUACCCGGUAUCCACGACCUCUUCAACCCCAAUGUGGAUUGUUUCGGGCGCGACAAGUUCAGCGAUUACCGCGAUGACAUGGGCGGUGUCGGGAGCUUUACCCGGCAGAACCGCACGAUCUACAUUGGCCGGAUUCAUGUGACAGACGAUAUCGAGGAGAUCGUAGCACGGCACUUUGCGGAAUGGGGCCAGGUCGAGCGUGUCCGCGUACUCAAUACGAGGGGCGUGGCGUUUGUGACCUACACAAAUGAGGCGAACGCGCAGUUUGCCAAGGAGUCGAUGGCACAUCAAUCCCUUGACCACAACGAGAUUUUAAACGUGCGGUGGGCGACGGCAGACCCGAACCCGAUGGCACAAAAGCGGGAGGCGAGACGGAUUGAGGAACAAGCGGCCGAGGCUAUCCGCAGGGCGCUACCAGCAGAAUUUGUCGCGGAGAUCGAGGGCAAGGACUCGGAAGCAAGGAAACGGCGUAAGCUGGAGAGUGGCUACGGGCUCGAGGGAUAUGAGGCGCCAGACGAGGUGCAUUUUGCCCGAGGCCCAAAUGCCGUCAACCCCAGAGGGCGAGAAGGGUACGAGCUGGAGCAUGAACAGCGGCUGCUGAUUGAGGCGGCGGAGGCCGAGAUGGCCGAGGAUCAACGGCAGCAGGAAGCACAAGCAACAGGGGGGCUUCUCUCGAGCAGCACUCUAGCUGCUUUGCAAGCUGCUCAAGUUUCGGUUGCUUCGAAGCCAAAAGCUGCGGCACCGUCAGGCCCAUUGGUGGCCUAUGACAGUGAUGAUAGUGAUUAG
This is a messenger RNA of Dichotomopilus funicola, 1203 nucleotides long. RefSeq lists its product as uncharacterized. NCBI's taxonomy places the organism in Eukaryota, Fungi, Ascomycota, Sordariomycetes, Sordariales, Chaetomiaceae. The record is from RefSeq and is a predicted model, not a curated record. The coding region runs from base 1 to 1203 and encodes 400 amino acids. The transcript has 3 exons. Gene Ontology annotation, cellular component: U2-type catalytic step 2 spliceosome; Prp19 complex; U2-type catalytic step 1 spliceosome. Gene Ontology annotation, molecular function: U6 snRNA binding; metal ion binding; pre-mRNA binding.